AUGGCUACCAGAACCAUUUACCUGAUCACGUAUCGAAUGUUUCCAUCGCAACGAACACAUUUCUCCAUAUAUAUCCCAUCAGCAGCGGGUACAAAAGGCACUUUGAUCCAUGUCAUAGGAACACCAAUGGCGGGCUACGGCCUUGAAUUCAAACGCAACUUUUCUCCUGCUAUCACUCGACGGCACCACGAGAUCCUCCCUAUAGGUAAGACUGACGCAUGCAAUAUUGUAGACUCCGUGCACACAGCAGAGACCACAGACGUGUCCCCCAAAGGCAAGAUUGAAAUUGCUGCGUCUCAGAUUCCAGCACCCGGUGUUAGUGAAAACUUCAUGGCACCUGUCAAUGAUACCACCAAUAAGCGAUGCCAGGAAUGGACCAUGGAAUUCAUCCGCCACUUGGUCGCUGAAAAUCUCAUUGAAGCAGAAGCUGUCCAGAUUGUUCAAUCCAGGCGUGAUAUGCCAAAUCAUGGAAUAGGUCUUCGGCCUGUUGGAAGACGGUGA
Molecule: messenger RNA, 501 nt
Organism: Penicillium salamii
Lineage: Eukaryota; Fungi; Ascomycota; Eurotiomycetes; Eurotiales; Aspergillaceae
Source: the annotation of a GenBank genome assembly